This is a messenger RNA of Mesocricetus auratus (golden hamster), 5199 nucleotides long. It is a transcript of the gene Efcab14, whose product is annotated as EF-hand calcium binding domain 14. Gene Ontology annotation, molecular function: calcium ion binding. The record is from RefSeq and is a predicted model, not a curated record. The transcript is spliced from 11 exons. Bases 581 to 1957 code for a protein of 458 amino acids. Lineage: Eukaryota; Metazoa; Chordata; Mammalia; Rodentia; Cricetidae.
GGGGAAGUGAGCUGGGGCUGGAGCGAUGGCCCGGGUGUGGAGCCUGCGGCCGCCGCCGCCGCCACCGCCAGCGCGUCCUGAGCAGCCGCGGCCGGAGCAGGGGGUGCGGCUGGACUGGCCGCGGCGCGUGUGAGUUGCGGAAGUCUACGGUGGCGGAGCACCCCACACUCGGAGCACUUCAGGCUGGCCGAGCGGUGGUCGCCCCUCAUCACCGCGCCCCCCGAGGCCCCGACAGCAGGGCUUGGUUUUCCCCAGGGUCCGGCUCUUCUCUCGCCGGUCUUUCAAACUCAGGACAGAAGCCACAGAAAGGUAAUAGUUGUUCCAGGAAUUUAUUCGUUUGGAUCACCGGUUCCUUGGCCAUCUCUAUGUAACUUACCCUCAUCCGAGUCCAGUUUCCUCUGGGCUCCAUUCUCCACCCCCAGUAGAUCUGGUCAGUCCCACCUCUGGGUGGGAGUGACCAGGGGGCUCUGGCCCAGGAUUUCCAACCCUGGAAGGCAGUUCCAAGGCAGCGAGAGAGCUGGGCGUCGGGUACGAACCUGGCAGCUCAGGAGUGGGUGCUCCACUCACCCCCCACAAAAAGAUGAAAACACGCAAAGAGCUUAAUGCGUUGAUCGGCCUGGCUGGUGACAGUCGGAGAAAGAAGCCCAAGAAAGGCCCAAGCAGCCACCGCCUGCUUCGCACUGAACCUCCUGACUCAGACUCAGAGUCCAGCUCAGAGGAAGAAGAGGAAUUUGGAGCAAUUGGAAAUCGCUCUCGUUUUGUCAAGGGAGACUACUUACGAUGCUGCAAGAUCUGUUAUCCCCUCUGUGCUUUCGUCAUCCUCGCUGCCUGUGUUGUGGCCUGCGUUGGCUUGGUGUGGAUGCAAGUGGCCCUCAAGGAGGAUCUGGAUGCCCUCAAGGAAAAAUUUAGAACAAUGGAAUCUAAUCAGAAAAGCUCAUUCCAGGAAAUCCCCAAACUUAAUGAGGAACUUCUCAGCAAACAAAAGCAACUUGAGAAGAUUGAAUCUGGGGAGCUGGGCUUGAGCAGAGUCUGGAUCAACAUCACAGAAAUGAAUAAGCAGAUUUCUCUGUUGAGUUCUGCAGUAAGUCACCUGAAAGCCAAUGUCAAGUCGGCUGCAGACUUACUUGGCCUGCCUAGCACUGUGGAGGGACUUCAGAAGAGUGUAGCUUCCAUUGGCAAUACUUUAAACAGUGUCCAUCUAGCUGUGGAGGCAAUACAGAAAACUGUGGAUGAACAUAAGAAAACCUUGGAAUUACUGCAGAGCGAUAUGGGGACUGAUGGAAGCAACAAAAUAAUGACAUCACCCUCAGUGACGUCAGAGCUUGAUAAUAAAACCAAUAGUGAAAGUUCAAAACAGGAUAUCCUGUACCUUCACAACUCCUUAGAGGAGGUCAACAGUACUGUAGUGGGAUACCAGAGACAGAGUGACUUUAAAUUUGAGGGGAUGAACGAGACACUCAGUAACCUGACACAGAGACUCAGCCUGAUAGAAAGUGAUGUGGCUACACUGAACAAGGCAGACAAAAGAGCAAACCUGACCUCCAGCACGAAAGAAGAUAAUUCAAUUUCUCAGGUAUCGAAGCUUCGAGAAAAACUGCAGCUGAUCAGUGCUCUCACAAACAAACCUGAAAGCAACAGGCCUCCAGAGACCGCAGAGGAAGAGCAAGUACAGAACUUCACAUCAGAACCAUCAACAUUGCCAAAAUUUUCACACUUUCUUGAAAACCAAAUGGAGACCCAGCUAAAGCCUAUCUCCCUGCCAGGGAUUUCUAGCAUCAAAGAUCUUCAGGAUUUAUUCCACAAGGCUGGUCAAGAUAUGGAUGGGAUGCUGACCUACCAGGAAAUCUGGAAUUCCCUAGGUUCUGCCAUGCCAAGAGCAGAGAGCUUGAGAGCCUUUGAUUCCAAUGGAGAUGGGAGAUACUCCUUCCGAGAGCUAAGAGUAGCAUUAGGUAUCUAGUAUUGUCAAGCAUAUUUUGAAGUGGAUGUGUACCCUGGACUACCUAAAAUCUACUUACCUUAAAAAAAAAAAAACCAACUUUUGACUUAACCCAUCAAUUCUCCAGCCCUUCACACAACUGUAGCAGACUUAUUGCCACCUUUUAACACUUGUUUGAAAAUGCUAUCCAAAAAAUUAUUUUUUUAAAAAAAUUACUUAUAAUAUGAUAUUGUUUGGAAAUCUAUGAUUUCCCAAAGCCAGUAAGAUCUUGUAACUUAAAAGUUGCCAGGAGAAAAAUAAUAAAGCCCUCUAUCUCUUUCCUGUUUUGAGGGGAAGAGAACUUAUCUUUUGAAGCUGGAAAAUAUGUAUAUAGAGAUAAUAAGUCACUGUUUAAAUUUCAUAUGAAUUUGCCUUAAAUUAGCUGCACUUUAUAGAGCCUCAGAAUAUGUCUUUCUUUGAAAUAUGAGUCUUUUCUGUUUGUAAAUAUAUAAAAUGAACAAUUGUGCAUAUUGUGUAGAAAGUCAGGAGAGUGGCUUUGAACAGGAUGAACCAGUGACUUGUGAGUAGUUGACAGACUGCUCUGGGUGGCAGCUGGAACUGUCAGCAUCUCUUUAAGGCAACCCUUAAAGCCAUGGGGUUUGUUUGCCUGGGAUCUGGGGCAUCAGGUCAGGAAGUGGAUGCUGUGCAGAGGGUCCAACUCCAGGCUCAGGAAAGUCAGAUUCAGGGUCAUUGCUCCAAAUCCUAACAUUAAAAACCAGAGAAGUCUCAUUGUGAUUUCCCUCAUUUUUAAUUAUCUUUCAAGGUUUGAGCAUUAAAGUUAUUCAGUGGGGAAUUAUGUUUUCCCUUCAAGCAAACUAGAUUGUCUUUUCUACCCACCCACUGGAGACUACCUUAAAGUCAUGACUGCCUACCUUGGCACCAUCUCCAGUCUGGAAUGAGAAGGCUCAUGUCCUUGGUCACUGUGUCAAAUUAGUUGUCCAGAGCAUUAGAGAAAAGCUCUGAGUUUUGACUCUUUGGGAUUUUUACCUCUGGACUAACCAAGAACUUGUUUAAUUUCUUGGCAGAAGGCUGAAGCCAAAAUGUGGUCAAAUGAAAGGUGAAAUCAUACUCUUUCCACACAAUUGUCCACUCAGAAGUAGCUAUAGGUUUUCUGUCCAGAGGAUGCCACAGUGAGCAGGCAGGGGCCUUCCAGUGAUGGUGGCAGUUUUUCUAGACCUAAAAAGUAAGUACAGUGCUUCCCCCUUUAUGUACUUUGUAGGCAAGCCAUGAAAGGCUAGAAGGAGAUCACCAAUGUCACUGCAUGUUGAGAACACUUCCAGUAUUGUUCUUAGGCGUCUCUGGGCAACAUGAGCGGAAGACCACACAGAACCUCACUUCACCAAGCCAGUCAGGGAAACACUGGAGAAGCUUCUUUAGUGCAGAUCAUUCCUGUUUAAUUUUGUUCAAGUUGCCCUGUCAGCUGUGGAUAGUCUAGUACCCUUAAACCUUUAAAGAUGUUUGGGUUUUGAUUUGUUUUGUUUUUGUGUUUUAUUUCCUUUAUAUGACAUUCAGCUUGGUGUUAGCUUUUUUUUUCUAGACAUAUUAAAACUCAGUGAAGGCAAGCUAAAGUUCUCCUGUGCGUGUGUCUUAUCUCAUGGUUCUCCCUCUGUAAGUUUUUUGCCUUAACGUUUGCCUUGCCCACUUCCUUGGAAAGGUUGAAAACACACUUCAACAUUAUUCUGGCACUUUAGGUAACUUGAAGAUAACUCUUGUUCUUCUGGCUGCCUUCCGUAUUCCCCCUCUUUUUAAUAUAUAGAUAUAUACCCAUACAGAUUUUGUAACAACCAAAUAAAGUUCUAGCAAUAAAUUGAAUUAUUCUGCUAUAUUUGUAUAUAUUGUACCAUAAAUAGUAUGUCUGUACCGGGAAGGUAUUUUUUCUUUUUUGAGAACUGAUUUAUAUGAAAUAUACUGAGGGUAAUGUAGCUUGUCCUUUUUAGUUUCAAGUUUUUAUUUGUAGGCAGGUACUUUCAUGACACCUUAACUCUUUGUGGUAUAUGCUUUUCAUUGGGGAAGCAGGGUUUAUUUCUUGGUCUUUCUUCUGUUCUUUCCCCUUCAAGCUUGUCUGCCAGCAUCCCCCCCCCAGCCAUGUAUUGUCCCCUCCCCUACCAAGUUGAUCACAGGUAUCCAUAAGUGUCCUCUGACCUAUGACCCUCUUCUCAUCCUGCCUGAGGCAUUACCAGACCUCCUGGGCAGAGGUAGGUAUCUUAGCCUCCUUUGCUAAAAAUGACAGACUGACUGGCUGAGAAGCCACAAAAGCCUGUGGCUCAGUGCAGAUUGGAAUUUUCAUUUGUACAUUGUCUUAACUUGUACAUCCAGUGCCUUGUGUUAGUCAGGCUUCACCAGCCACAGACCACCUGUGAGAAGAAUUGGAUGCUGGUGGGGAGCUUGGCUUUGGGUUUAAAUCCUUUGGCCUUGUCAGUCAGCAGCUCUCGAGUGCUUCCCACCUUAGUUUCUUAAAGCAUUGCUCCCUGGCCCUUUGCUUAAAUGCUGUGUACCAUAUAGCAUAGUAUAUACUGAAUAACCUUCCUCAAGCUAGUCAUGGUAGUAGUACAUACCUACAAUCCAGCUCUUGAGAGGCUGAUGCAGGAAAAUAAUGAGUUCUAGUCCGGGCUACAUAGUGAAAUCUUGUCUCAGAAAAAGUACCUAGCUUAAAGAUGACUUCAGUGGCAGUUAAGGAUCAGAACAAUGCUCGCACUAAAGAAUGAGUCAAAUGCAAAAGAGCUAAGGAGUGGGCAGUCUUGUUUCACUGCCGGCUCCUUUCCCUUCCAUUGCACUUCUCUUCUCUCUUUGCUGUUGCUGGACACAGCCCGUCAGCCCCCCUCUCUGGUCCCAGCGUCACAGUUGAAGAUUUUGACUAUGAUAGGCUCACACUCAUAAUGGCCUAUUGAGUUGUUUUUAGUGACAGCUGUUGUUUGCUACACACCUCAUUGGCUUGCUUACCAGCCUCUAGAUAUGGUCCCUUCUCUCACAUUCAAGCCAGAAUACAUUGGGGUAUUCCUGAGACUUGAAAGAGCGUGUAUUGUUUGUUAUAUGAACCUAACCUACCUUGUUGUUUUUCUCAUAUUAAGAAAUGUAAAUCUACUUUAUAUUAAUGGCGCUAUUUUGGUAAUGUAAAAGCAAUUUUGGUUCUGUUUAGGGAGUGGAUUCAAGGUUUCCAUGACUUCAUUUGAGCUUUACUGAUUUCCUAUUUUAACUUAUCUAAAUAAAACAUUUCCUUUCUCUCA